Molecule: messenger RNA, 4639 nt
Organism: Lontra canadensis (Northern American river otter)
Lineage: Eukaryota; Metazoa; Chordata; Mammalia; Carnivora; Mustelidae
Gene: RPS6KA3
Product: ribosomal protein S6 kinase A3
Exons: 23
Coding region: 307-2571 (754 amino acids)
Biological process (GO): protein phosphorylation; intracellular signal transduction
Molecular function (GO): magnesium ion binding; ribosomal protein S6 kinase activity; ATP binding
Source: RefSeq, a predicted model, not a curated record
GGCGGGGGGGGGGGGGGGCGGAGCUGUAGUCCCGGCGGCGGAAGGAGGAGAGGAAGAAAGGGGCGAGACCGGGUGCCGGGCAGCGGCGCGAGGCUCUCGCUCGGCGUGCGGACAUCUCCAGCUAGGCGCGCGGCGUUCGAGGGUCGGUGUAGGCGCCGAGCCCUCUCCCGGGCAGCCGGCGCUGGUGCUGCUACUGCCGCCGCCGCCGCUGCUGCUGUCGUGGGGCUCGGGCGGCGACAGAGCGGGGCCGGCCGUGGGGCGGGCGGGGAGGGAGGAGGCGGUGAAGGCGGCGGGCCGGGGGGGAAGAUGCCGCUGGCGCAGCUGGCGGACCCGUGGCAGAAGAUGGCUGUGGAGAGCCCGUCCGACAGCGCUGAGGUUUUUUUCUUUCCCCCAAGUGAAGAUCUGAGGAGAGGACAGAAUGGACAGCAAAUUAUGGAUGAACCUAUGGGAGAGGAGGAGAUUAAUCCACAAACUGAAGAAGGCAGUAUCAAAGAAAUUGCAAUCACACAUCAUGUAAAAGAAGGACAUGAAAAGGCAGAUCCUUCCCAAUUUGAACUUUUAAAAGUAUUAGGGCAGGGAUCAUUUGGAAAGGUUUUUUUAGUCAAAAAAAUCUCAGGCUCUGAUGCUAGACAGCUUUAUGCCAUGAAAGUAUUGAAGAAGGCCACAUUGAAAGUUCGAGAUCGUGUUCGGACAAAAAUGGAACGUGAUAUCUUGGUAGAAGUUAAUCAUCCUUUUAUUGUCAAGUUACAUUAUGCUUUUCAAACUGAAGGGAAGUUGUAUCUUAUUUUGGAUUUUCUCAGGGGAGGAGAUUUGUUUACACGCUUAUCCAAAGAGGUGAUGUUCACAGAAGAAGAUGUCAAAUUCUACUUGGCCGAACUUGCACUUGCUUUAGACCAUCUACAUAGCCUGGGAAUAAUCUAUAGAGACUUAAAACCAGAAAACAUACUUCUUGAUGAAGAAGGUCACAUCAAGUUAACAGAUUUUGGCCUAAGUAAAGAGUCUAUUGACCAUGAAAAGAAGGCCUAUUCUUUCUGUGGAACUGUGGAAUACAUGGCUCCCGAAGUAGUUAAUCGUCGAGGUCACACUCAAAGUGCGGACUGGUGGUCUUUUGGUGUGUUAAUGUUUGAAAUGCUCACUGGUACACUACCUUUCCAAGGAAAAGAUCGAAAAGAAACAAUGACUAUGAUUCUUAAAGCCAAGCUUGGGAUGCCACAGUUUUUGAGUCCUGAAGCCCAGAGUCUUUUACGAAUGCUUUUCAAACGAAAUCCUGCGAACAGAUUGGGUGCAGGACCAGAUGGAGUUGAGGAAAUUAAAAGACAUUCAUUUUUCUCAACAAUAGACUGGAAUAAACUGUACAGAAGAGAAAUUCAUCCACCUUUUAAACCUGCAACUGGCAGGCCUGAAGAUACAUUCUAUUUUGAUCCUGAGUUUACUGCAAAAACUCCCAAAGAUUCACCUGGCAUUCCACCCAGUGCAAAUGCACAUCAGCUUUUUCGGGGAUUUAGUUUUGUUGCUAUCACCUCAGAUGAUGAAAGCCAAGCUAUGCAGACAGUUGGUGUGCAUUCAAUUGUGCAGCAGUUGCACAGAAACAGUAUUCAGUUUACCGAUGGAUAUGAAGUAAAGGAAGAUAUUGGAGUUGGCUCCUACUCUGUUUGCAAGAGAUGCAUACAUAAAGCUACAAACAUGGAAUUUGCAGUGAAGAUUAUUGAUAAAAGCAAGAGAGACCCAACAGAAGAAAUUGAAAUUCUUCUUCGUUAUGGACAGCAUCCAAACAUCAUUACUCUAAAGGAUGUAUAUGAUGAUGGAAAAUAUGUGUAUGUAGUGACAGAACUUAUGAAAGGGGGUGAAUUGCUGGAUAAAAUUCUUAGACAGAAAUUUUUCUCUGAAAGAGAGGCCAGUGCUGUCCUGUUUACUAUAACCAAAACUGUUGAAUAUCUUCACGCACAAGGGGUGGUUCACAGAGACUUGAAACCUAGCAACAUUCUUUAUGUGGAUGAAUCUGGCAAUCCAGAAUCUAUUCGAAUUUGUGAUUUUGGCUUUGCCAAACAGCUAAGAGCAGAAAACGGUCUUCUCAUGACUCCUUGUUAUACUGCAAAUUUUGUUGCACCAGAGGUUUUAAAACGACAAGGCUACGAUGCUGCUUGUGAUAUAUGGAGUCUUGGUGUCCUCCUCUAUACAAUGCUUACUGGUUACACUCCAUUUGCAAAUGGCCCUGAUGAUACACCAGAGGAGAUAUUAGCACGGAUAGGCAGCGGAAAAUUCUCACUCAGUGGUGGUUACUGGAAUUCUGUUUCAGACACAGCAAAGGACCUGGUGUCAAAGAUGCUUCAUGUGGAUCCUCAUCAGAGACUGACUGCUGCCCUUGUGCUCAGACAUCCUUGGAUCGUCCACUGGGACCAACUGCCACAGUACCAACUAAACAGACAGGAUGCACCCCAUCUAGUCAAGGGUGCUAUGGCAGCUACAUAUUCUGCUUUAAACCGUAAUCAGUCGCCAGUUUUGGAACCAGUAGGCCGCUCUACUCUUGCUCAGCGGAGAGGUAUUAAAAAAAUCACCUCCACAGCUCUGUGAAGUGACCUCAGUGAGAUAUUUGGUACCAUGGUGUAAGCUGAUAGCACAAGUUCUGGCGACAGGUAGCACAUAUCUGAGAGACACCUGCAAGCACACACUGUCCCAGCUGGUACCCACAAUGCUGCUGCUCCUCCUGCUGCUCCUGCUUCCGUCUCUUCUCGCUUUAAAUGAUUGUUAGCAAGUUAGAUUUUCCUGGAGCUUCGGAUGAAAUGAAAAUGGAAACAUGAUGAAGACAUAUUCACUGAAUCAACAAGAGUAAUGAACAUACGAAUACCACCUAAAAAUACACUGAAUAAAGUACUCUACACCAUAUAGCAUUAUUUUUAUAGGAAAUAUUUCAUGUCCCUGAAAUAUUCUUUGUUAGUUAUAGGGAUGGACAGUUUAUGUUAAGCACUUAGCUUAAACAAUCCGUUUCUAUUAGCACUGUAUCCCUUGUGCCAUCCAACAUUUUGUAUGUUUUUGUAAACAGUUCAUAUACAGUACAUUUCUGUACUGCUUUCUUUAAUGUAUACAUGCUUUGUUUAACUUGGAAUCUAUUAUUAUUAAUCAAUUGACUAUUAAAUCUGGUUAAAUAGUUCACCUGGAUUAACAGUAUUGUUGGACAGCCCUAAAAAUGGCCAGAUUGUGGAACAGCUGUUGAAUGUAAUACUUCCAAAAUGUACAUAUAUUUCCCCAUGUCUGUUUCACUGGUUCGUUCAUUUGUUUGUUUCUUAAAGUCAGGUGCUUUGUCAGACUAACCUAGAGAGCUGUUAUGGUAGAGAAAGUUAUCACGUGUGUGUGGCAUGACAUCAAGAGUACACCUAUGAAGUUAGUCCAUAUACGUUGCAACUCCUUAGGGUUCUUUUUUCCUUAAUUAAGGAGGUAGUUCUUGCACUUUUGAUCUUGAAUAGUAUCCAUAUUUAGUAUUUGGCAUAUAAUUUGGGAUUUUGCCAAUAUACAUCAAAGGCCUUUAAGAGUUCUGGUGAAGAGAUUGGUGAAGGAAAAUUUAACAACAGGUCAUUCAAGUCCCAUUAGUUCUUUCAUGUUUAAAUAGAUCAAAUUGCAGAAUUUAGCAUAUGAAUAACAGGAUACCUGUUCUUGUAUACCUGCAAGAAAAGUAUGCUUUUUGGAAAAAAGGUAAAUCAUAAUGAGUUCUAUCCCAUUACGAUGCUCUAUAGUAAACACUAAUUUGAAUGUAAUAAAGGCCACCAGCCUCUCUAUGAAAUUGGAUUUAAACUUUCUUAUUCGAGGGAAUAAAACAUUCUUGAUCAAACAGUAUUUGUUCUCACCUGAAAUUAUAGCUCAAGUAGGCUAAGUGAAUGUUCACCAUUGAGUGUUUUCUGAAUUCCUUCUGAUGACUUAUAGCCAUAUAAUGCUUCCUUUAAUUUCAGAAAUGAUCAGCUUUCAUUUACUGGGUCUGCUUAGAUUACAGUAUUCAUUGUCUACAUCUAAUUUGGGUAGUUUCCACAAUUCUGUUUGAUUAAAGAAACUUUUGUAUCCAUUAUUACCUGUAUUUUGGUUAAGCUACCUAGCGUACAUCAAUAUAUAACAUGAAAAACAUGAACUAGGAAAAGUGAUUAAACUUAACCUCAUCAAGAAUGUGCCCAACAGAUCUCUUAGCCAUGUACUGAGCCAUUUACAUCAGAAGUCUUUUUACCUGCCCAAAGCUUUAAAUCUUUCUUUGAGAGUACAAAGCCAAGAAAGUGUAGUUUAGUUAAAUGGCUUAGAAGCCACUUACUAUUACUUUAAGUUCUCCCCCACACAGCUAAAGAGAAAGGGGAAAUCUGUAACAUUCAUUUUGCUUAAAUGACACAAAAUGAUUAUUGCAUAGAAAUCAAAUGUAAGUUUAUCUUCUAAAUUUAAAAAAAUGUACAAUAAGAGGGAUUCAGAAGAUCUAGAUGGAGAAAGUUUUUUUUUUAAUUCUUGAGUAUAUAAAUGCUGACUAUCAAAAACUGCUUCCCAUUGCCCAGAAAGAAAUUUUUUUUCUUUCUUUCUCUCUCUCUCUAUUCAGUGUUUCAAACCACACCCAUCCCAAAUCUUGUCGCUUUUAAAAUGUUAGUGUAACUCUAGGCAAAAAAAAAAAAAAAAA